Molecule: messenger RNA, 1893 nt
Organism: Beauveria bassiana ARSEF 2860
Lineage: Eukaryota; Fungi; Ascomycota; Sordariomycetes; Hypocreales; Cordycipitaceae
Product: tyrosinase precursor
Exons: 4
Coding region: 1-1893 (630 amino acids)
Molecular function (GO): oxidoreductase activity
Source: RefSeq, a predicted model, not a curated record
AUGCCUUGGGUAGUGCUGCUCGCGCUCAUUGGUGUGGUAGCCACCGCAGCGCAGUCAUAUGACUACGGCAUAGACAUAGACCAACUCGUUCGCAGACAAGACCCUUCAGCCAAGAUUAUCGUCGGAAGGCUACCUUUGGCUUCUAAUGGAAGCAUGCCAAUUAGGCUUGAGCUCCGCGAUAUGAGAAAGGACGGGUACAUGUGGGAUCUGUACGUACUGGCGCUGAGCAUGUUUCAGUCCGUGAGCCAGGACCAGUCACUUUCGUGGUAUCAAGUUGCAGGUAUACACGGCGUUCCCUUUCAGCCGUGGAACGGCGUUCAGCCUGCGCCUGGAGCAAGUCUGUCAGGAUACUGCACUCACAGCUCUGUCUUAUUUCCGACGUGGCACCGGCCCUACUUAGCACUCUAUGAGCAACAAAUGUUUAAACUGGCAAAUGCCAUUGCCAGUCUGUUUGUCAACCCGACGGAGCGAAAUCUAUACCAGCAAGCUGCCUCACGAUUCCGAAUUCCGUACUGGGAUUGGAGCAUACCUGCUCCUCCUGGCGAGACACACUUUCCAGACUGCUUCUGGAGCCCAGUGAUUCUACAGUAUGGACCAAACGGGCCACAGCAUAUCCGCAACCCGCUUUAUUCCUACAUGUUCCAUCCUUUGGACGAAGAGGCCUUUAUUUGGAACCCGCUCAAACAUUGGAACGAGACCAAGCGAGCUCCGAACACAACUGCCAGUGAGACUGCGCCGCCUUCUGAAAAUUUCCAGGUCAGCGCCGCGCUGUUGUCGAAGCUUCCCGAACUACAGCAGCGUCUCUACAUUAUAUACUCAAACUAUCACGAGUACAACGCCUUUAGCAACAAGGCGUGGGCUGCGUCUCAGAAGGCGUCGAACCUCGAUUCCCUCGAGUCCAUCCACGACGUCAUUCAUUUAUAUGGAGGUCUGAAGGGCCACAUGACAUAUGUUCCGCUGUCGUCAUUUGAUCCCCUCUUCUUCUUGCAUCACACAAUGGUAGACCGCCUUGUGUCAAUUUGGCAAGUGCUGAAUCCCAAUGCUUGGAUUCAGCCUAUGGCAAACGGCGAAACUAGCUACACGGCUCCUAAAGGAACUGUGCAAGAUUCUACCAGCCCACUGGUUCCAUUUUACGAUACCCCCGACACCUUUUGGACCUCUGAUACAUCGCGAACGGCCGAGGUGUUUGGAUAUACCUACGCUGAUACACAUCCGCACAUUGGAGAUAGAGCUGCCCUGCAACAAUCUCUUGUGCGCAAAAUUAACAUAUGGUAUGGCGCUUCGAGUCCAGCAGGAAUCGCCGCAAAAGAUUCACAACUCCGAGUAGCUGCAUUGCAGAGAACAGGGGGGCCUUGGAGUACAAAGGCUUCCAAGGGAAGGCCAAACAUCAAACUCACAGCCGAGGACCCUCCUGUCGACAAGAUUGUGAAGGCGGGUGGUUAUACAGAGUGGAUUGCCAAUGUGCAAGUCAAUGUUGAGGCCUUGGAAGGGGUGUUUGAGGUUCACUUCUUUGUGGGCGCACCCGCGGAUGAUUCGGCAGAUUGGGCACUGUCGCCAAAUCAAAUCGGCACUGUAUCCAUUUUCGCCAUGAACCGGUCAACUGGAUCACAGUCUAAAAUCUCUGGCACCCUACCGCUAACGUCGGCACUGAUGAAACUUGUCGCGACUGGGGCGCUGGCGGACUUGGAUUCAUGCUCAGUCACGCCUUUUCUCAAGCGCGCAUUGGAGGUCAGGGUGCGCAGUCACAACGACAGUGUGAUUGAAUUGAGCCGUGUCGAAGGGCUUCAUAUCGAAAUUACCAGCGCUAGCGUCAAGAUCCCCGAGAGCGAGGUCGAGCUUCCAUCCUGGGGUGAGGCUAGGACGGAGUGGACAAUAUGGCCUGAUGAAGUAUGA